Molecule: messenger RNA, 618 nt
Organism: Rhodotorula graminis WP1
Lineage: Eukaryota; Fungi; Basidiomycota; Microbotryomycetes; Sporidiobolales; Sporidiobolaceae
Exons: 5
Biological process (GO): XMP salvage; GMP salvage; hypoxanthine metabolic process
Cellular component (GO): cytoplasm
Molecular function (GO): hypoxanthine phosphoribosyltransferase activity
Source: RefSeq, a predicted model, not a curated record
CUCCGCGUCACCUACGACGACAUCCACUGCACCAUCGGCAACACGGCCCGCCAGAUCAAGGAGCGCUUCGACCCCGACAUCAUGGUCGCCAUCGGCGGCGGCGGCUUCUUCCCCGCGCGCGUCCUGCGCACCUUCCUCAAGCGCGUCUCGGGCGCCGACGGCAAGCGCCGCAACAUUCCCAUCCAGGCCAUCGGCCUGUCGCUCUACGAGGAGGUCGGCGAGUUUGACGGCGGCAACGGCCUCGCCAUGGAGGAGAAGCUCGGCAAGGAGGUCAUCCGCACCCAGUGGCUCGACUUUUCGACCCUCGGCAACCGCCCGUUGAUCGGCAGGCGCAUCCUCAUCGUCGACGAGGUCGACGACUCGCGCACGACCCUCGGCUACGCCGUCGCCGAGCUCAAGAAGGACAUCCAGGCCCAGUUCGACAAGCUCCCCGAGGACAAGAAGGCCGACUUCCCGCCGACCAAGCUGGCCAUCUUUGUCGUCCACAACAAGCUCAAGGAGAAGCGCGCGACCAUCCCGGACGACGUGGCCUACUUUGCCGGCGACGACAUCGAGGACAAGUGGGUUGACUGUGCGUCGUUCGACCUUCCGUUCUCUCUCCUUGCUCGUGUCCCGUGA